UGAAUGAAUUUAAAUUGACAACUGUUUGAGAACUACUGGAAAUAAAUGUAUAUAAAAUAUAUACACGCAAAUAAGGGUCUUGGAAAAAAAGGGUCGGCUUAUAUUCAGGUUCAUUUUCAAGCAAUAUCCCAAAAUGUAUAUCUACUAAUUUAAAGCCAAUGUUUGUAUGAAAUACUAAGACUGUAGGCUGGAACUGGACACAUAAUCACACUAUGGUAAACCUAUGGGAGAAUGUUAAUCCCCACUGGAAAUGUUGCAGUUUGGUCACCCUGGACAGAUUACAGAUUGGAUACAAUUCCUCUGUAUGUUGCCUGAGCCUGAGCCACAAAGGGGCUUUGUUGUGCCCACAACAAAAACUCUCUUCAUUGGGCGAUUCAACACUUGAAGUCAAACAAUUGUACAAGCAACGGAGAGCUUAGUACGGAGCUUCACCCUGCACCACCGCCAUUUAGCAAACAUUGUUAGUGCAAUGCUACGUCUAAGGAUCUUGGACCUGUGACUCAAGUAUACCAGAACCACACAAAGUUGGACCGUUUUUAAAGAUGGAGAUGCAGCACAGUCCAAAACCAGUGGAUUACCAAGUGGAGGAAGACGUAAUGGCGUCGCAGGUACUGGAGAUCAUUUGCGGAUUCGGGAAUGAGAACGUUCAAAACCCAAACCCAGAGGAGAUAGAUGUGUGGUCAGUAGAGGAGGGGGAUGACUCUGUGUUCUACAGCGAUGAAGACCAAACCCAGGAGAACAUGAAAGCAAACAGAUCCUGUGAUCCUGGUCGAUGCAGGCGUCUUUAUAACAGCGAGGUGGCCGGUGUUGAUGCUCAACCGUCGGAGAGGAGUGAAGGUGCUCUGGAGGCGCUGUGGACGGAAUCAGAAGAGACAGGCGAGGGUCUCCAGGCUGUGGGAACUGAGCCGAGUUGUCCGGAGAUGGAGACCCAUGAAAGCGAUUCGUUAACCUGCAAGCUAGGAAGAUCCGAGGACAGUGUUUCAUCAAAUGAAGAAAGCGUCUCUAACCAGCUUGGCUCAGGCUCCGAAUCGGAAGACGCCUCCAACAUGGAUGAUCCUGAUGUUCCGCAGUUGGACCCCGUACCUGGCUACUCCACUCUUCCUCUGUCAAAGAAGUCCCAGAAGUCCUUCAACCAUCUCAUAGCCUCCAAAUACAGCUCUGUCUCCUACCGCAAGAUCCGACGAGGAAACACCCGACAGAAGAUCGAGGAAUUUGAGUGCAUCAUGAUGAAUUUGUAGUUGCUAAUUCACACUUUUUUUAUUUUUCACCUCGUACUUCGGCACGAGAUAAAAAAAAAACUUAAACUAUAUUAUGAAAGCAGGAAGUGAACAAAUGUAACAGUUACUGAUUGUAAAAGUACCAGAUGGAGGGGUAGGAUUUAAUAAGCUUUGCUUCUUCCUACUCCUUUUGGACAUGUGGAACUGUGAACUGAUUAUGUGAUGCAUUCAAUUGUAAUCUGAUGCAUGUUCAAAUGAAAUUAAACCAUUAGCAUUUUAGUUAAGAGUUGGACCUUCUGCAUGAGGCGGAUUUAUGAUGCUAACCAAUGCUCCAUUGCGUUUGUGUCAAUAUGGCAAUACACUCAAUUUAGUUUAAAAUAUUUUGAUUGAUAUGGUUAAUAUUUUGUAUAUUCCUGCUAAAUAUGUAUUAAAAUGCAUUGCUCUUGAUGAUGCAUAAAUCCACAGUUAACCAGCUCAGGGUUUUAGAUCUUAAUGUUGAAUAAUGGAUGUGAAAUAAACACAUAACUACCAUUUCAAUUCUGCCUUUGGUCAUUUUAUUUGCAUGUUUUUGCAAAAUAUUCUAUAGAAUAUCACAAUUAAA
Messenger RNA from Doryrhamphus excisus (bluestripe pipefish), 1818 nucleotides. Lineage: Eukaryota; Metazoa; Chordata; Actinopteri; Syngnathiformes; Syngnathidae. The record is from RefSeq and is a predicted model, not a curated record.